This is a messenger RNA of Panonychus citri (citrus red mite), 664 nucleotides long. RefSeq lists its product as uncharacterized. The record is from RefSeq and is a predicted model, not a curated record. The coding region runs from base 112 to 606 and encodes 164 amino acids. NCBI's taxonomy places the organism in Eukaryota, Metazoa, Arthropoda, Arachnida, Trombidiformes, Tetranychidae. The transcript is spliced from 2 exons.
AUUAACGGAGCCUUCGCCAUCUUCAUUGUUACAGGGGGAAGUUCAACCUUAUCCCUUGGUUCAUCCAACAGAAUCUCAGCUGAUUAGUGAUUCUGAGAUUCUGAUGUUCUGAUGCCGCAGUCUCCUGAAAGUCGACGAAAUGUCCAAAGUCAAGGAUCGCAUUCUGAUGUUGCACAUAAAAAAUCUUCCGGUCAUGAUAAUCGAGAUGCUGCUCAGAAAUGGAAACAAGGUUCAGAAUCAAAUGACCACGAAGAUGAGAAAUUGGUCGAAGAAUAUAAUAAGAAUAAAGGUCGAGUGUAUGAGAAAAAAUGGUCAUGGGAAAAAGAAAAAGGCUCCGGACAUGGUUGGGAGAAUCAGGGUCAUUCUAAUCGCGAUCAUUUGAAAGGUUCAAAUAAUCGAGAAUAUGAAUCAGGAUCGAAAGGUAAUCAAGGAAAAGAGAAUUGGUCACAAGAGAAGAAAAAAUCUCAUAAACUCGAAGAUAAUUAUGGAAAGAAAUUCGAUUCUAAAGGUUCAAAGGAAGAAGCCAAAGAUUCACAUGAUCAUCAUGAUUCUGGAAUCAAUCAAUUUGAUGAUUCACAUUAUCGGAAACAAUUUAGUUACCUUUAAAUUGACCAUUUAAAUUUAAUUUCCAAAAGAGCCCAAUUAAAUUGCCAUUCAUUCAACA